Molecule: messenger RNA, 1602 nt
Organism: Colletotrichum abscissum
Lineage: Eukaryota; Fungi; Ascomycota; Sordariomycetes; Glomerellales; Glomerellaceae
Product: fungal specific transcription factor
Exons: 3
Coding region: 1-1602 (533 amino acids)
Biological process (GO): regulation of DNA-templated transcription; DNA-templated transcription
Cellular component (GO): nucleus
Molecular function (GO): DNA-binding transcription factor activity, RNA polymerase II-specific; DNA binding; zinc ion binding
Source: RefSeq, a predicted model, not a curated record
AUGAGAUAUUCAACAGCGUGCUCGGCGUGUCGCGCACGGCGGAGGAAAUGCGAGGUUCCUAUCGGUGGCGGGCAGUGCACUUACUGUGCGGCCCAGAACAUUGCCUGCUCGAGGGCUGGUACCAUAAUUCAGCCCAAGGCGGCUCCCAUCAGCCCCAUAUCCAUCACAACACCAAAGACGCCGACAGUCACCGAGAUCAUCCUUUCCAGCCCGCCAGGCAUCACUCCUUCAGCUGCUGUUGCAGACAAGGCGCUCUGCUUCGAGCUUGUGGAGUUGUACUUCAAGUACAUCCACGAUCAGCUUCACUCCCUCUUCCACAGGCCCAGCUUUAUGCUGGAUCUACACGAGGGAACCGCCCCUCUGGUACUUGUCUACGGAAUGAUGGCAUUGUCAGCGCGAUUUUCGUCGAAUUCCAUAUUCAACGGGAUCUCACCUAUGUCGCGAGGCGAGCUUUUUGCCAAUGAGGGAAAUCUACUACUCAACUUGCGCGACGUUUCACUUACCACGGCACAAGCAUGCGUGUUGCUGGGCGCGUACUCCAUCGUAGAGGGCGAAGCUGGAGCAGAAACCAUCUUCUAUUCGGCGGCUUGCAGGAUAGCCAACUAUCUCGAUCUACCCAACCUGCCAACCCCAGAUCCGCUCCAGAGAGAGAUCCACAUCAGAGUGUAUUGGUCUCUUUGUAUGAUCGACGUGUGGUCAUCCACUGGUGUCAAUCUACCACGCCUCAUGGACCGUCGAAUGGAUGUCCCGUUGCCCAUGAACGAGUCAACUUUUCUCAACAUGACCCGGGCAAACAACAACCACUUUGACUUCAUUCUCUCACCAAAUCGUGAAGACUCACUGAUCGCACAAAUGAUCAAGCUGAACAGCAUUCUGAUGAGGGUCAAUGACGCCAUCAAGAGUCUCACAUCUGACGUUGACGUGACCAAUAUCGACGAGACUGUGUCUCAACUGUCGCAAGAGCUGGAAGCUUGGGAGGUGGCCCUACCCCAUAAUCUUCGCGAUACCCCAAGUAACCUCCAUGCCUUCGCCUCUCAAGGCCUUGGGCGGAUCUUCAUUGCCGUGCACACUGGCCACUAUCACUACAGUCAACUACUGUACUACCAGUACCUAGAUGAAGUUCAGCGCUUCCCUACUUCACCAACAGCACAGAUGUUCGCGCGCAAAUGCAAGGAGAACGCUAUCUCCAUGUCACGUAUCAUCGAUCUCGCAAACACAACACCUGGCUGUGACGCCAAAUUCAACAUGCUCGGACACAUCAUUGUCAUCACAUCUUCAAUCUUUAUCCACACUCUGCUGUUCGAGACAGACGAAGCUGAGAUUGCAAAUGCCCGUGCUACGCUAGAGCGUCAUUUCAAUACCCUCGUCGCUUUGCGGGCGUACUGGCCAGCACUGGAGGUGUGCUUCGCACGGCUCAAGACGUUCCAUGAGCUAUGUCGCAAGAGUAUGAACACCAGCUAUCGCAUGGAUCGGUGGAUGUUACGGUUUUUGACUGAGUUUGCGCGACCAAUAGACGAGAAGGAGCGUGACGAGGAUGGCCACAUGGACUUAGAUCGCUGGAGUGUGGGUAACAUCGGCAUCAGUCCCGAGAACUGGGCAUAG